This is a messenger RNA of Insectozyma verbasci, 537 nucleotides long. NCBI's taxonomy places the organism in Eukaryota, Fungi, Ascomycota, Pichiomycetes, Serinales, Debaryomycetaceae. The record is from the annotation of a GenBank genome assembly.
AUGUCAAUUGAAGAAAUUCCACAAGGUUCAGAUGUUAAUGUCAUUCCAAAGAAUGAAAAAAAAGCAAGAGAAUUAAUUAAAAAAUUAAAUUUAAAACAAAUUAAAGGUAUUUCAAGAGUUACUUUUAAACAAAGAGGUAAUUUAAUUUAUGCAAUUGAUCAACCAGAUGUUUAUAGAUCAGCUGCUGGUACUUAUGUUGUUUUUGGUGAAGCUAAAGUUGAUGAUAUGAAUCAAAGAAUUGCUGAAGCUCAACAACAACAAGCUCAACAAGAAGCUUUACAAAAAGCAGCUGCUGAUGCUAAAUCAACUAGUGAUGAUAAAUCACCAGAAUCAAUUACUGCUGAUUUAGAAAAGGCUUCAAUUCAAGAUAAUAAAAAAGAUGAAGAAGAAGAUGAAGGUGAAAUUGAUGAAUCAGGUUUAGAUCCAAAAGAUAUUGAAAUUGUUGUUGAACAAACUCAAGUUUCUAGAGCAAAAGCUGUUAAAGCUUUAAAAGCUCAUGAUGGUGAUAUGGUUAAUGCUAUUAUGGAUUUACAAUAG